Diorhabda sublineata is the source of this 5567-nucleotide messenger RNA. RefSeq names its product peroxisomal membrane protein PEX16. The record is from RefSeq and is a predicted model, not a curated record. The transcript is spliced from 5 exons. Lineage: Eukaryota; Metazoa; Arthropoda; Insecta; Coleoptera; Chrysomelidae. Gene Ontology annotation, cellular component: peroxisomal membrane. The coding region runs from base 130 to 1146 and encodes 338 amino acids. Gene Ontology annotation, biological process: peroxisome organization.
AGAUGUAAUCUAACAUAACCUAAUCUCAUAACGUUAACUUGUGGACUUGGGCCAUACAUAAUUACUUUUUAACAAGUCUUUAUAUUAUUUAAUAAUUCACGUUGAAUAUUAUGUUAUAACAACAUUAAAAUGUCUUCUUUAUUAUUUAGUUUGCCAGAAUUAUACCAAUCAUAUAAAUCAUGGGUAAGCAAAAACCCAAACAAUAUUGGAGAUUGGGAAACAAGUGUGAAAUGGAUAUCUUAUUUCUUGGCAGGUAGAAUAAAUAAUUCUCAUAUAGUAUCGGAACUAAUUUACUGUCUCUCUAAUCUUCUUGUUAUGUUUAACGAUAGAAUUAUUAAGAAAGCUUAUCAAAUCGACAGUAGUGCAAGUGUGGAAAAGAUCAAACUCUGGUUGACUGUGAUUGAAUAUUCUGAGGUUUUCUGUGAACUUUCAGCAAGUAAACUUUGGGGCAACACUGGAAAAUGGAUUAUUAUUGUAUCAAUACAAAUUUUCAAAUGUAUUUCAAGAAUGUUUUUAAUAUUCCACUAUAAAGAACCAAUCAUUCAGAAUCCAUCGAUUCCAGUAUUAAAUAGAAAAACUAUAUCUCAUCAGAAACGAAAUAUAUCACAAUCUGAAUUUGAUUCAAUUUCUUUCACUUUGAAACGUUCUGGGAGAGUUAUGAGAAAGAUAGAUUCUUCACCACCAAUAGGCUUAAGGGACUGGAAACCAUUACCACAAUUAGGAGCCGAUAAUAGAAAUCAGUUGCUUGAAACCACUAUAAGUAAAAGACAGUUGAUUGCAGAAAGCAUUUAUAUUGCUAAACCGAUUAUUCAUCUAACGUCAAUGGCUUGUUUUGGUACCAAAACAUGGAAACCAUGGAUGAUUUCUCUAGCUUUAGAUAUUACAAGCAUGGAACUAUACCGAUCCAGUACAAAAAAGAAUAUCCAAGCUUUGACGCCACAGCAGCGUUUACAGAUAUCUAAAAGGACAAUGCUUUUGAUAUUAUAUUUCUUGCGGUCACCUAUGUAUGAACAAUACAGCAAAGAUAGAAUUCAUUCCUUUUUGAUAGGUUUGAGCAAAGUACCAUUAGCUAGCAUUAUUUGUACUCCAUUGGCACAAUAUUUACCAUUUUGGCAAAAUACCUACUUCUACAUGUGGUCUACAUAGAUUUAAAUUUUAAUCAAAAGUUGAGGUUUUUUCAUAACAUAUCAUAUCUAUAAUUAUUAUUCUUCACUACUAUUCCCAUAUUUAUUAUGCAAUUUUUUUAAAAUGUCGAAACUUUUUUAAUUUGCGAUUGAUUUAGUUAUAAAUAACCACCAGAAAAAUUAUACCAAAGAUAAAAAUGUGUAAACAACAUGGAGUUGUAGAAAUCAACGAAUUUAGUACUCAAUUUUCAAGUUUUUUAUUUACUUACAAUCAAUUUAUUAGCUGACAAAAGUUUACAAUACUUUAGCUUUAGAGUAAGAGUUAAGAAGAAAAUGUAUGCCAAUAUUUUGCUCAUUGGUACAAUAUCUGUUAGUUCCUUAUUUGGGAAGCAAGUAUAAUCCUUCUAACUGAAAUACCAAUAAACUGUUUCCCAGUUUUCAAUCGAGGUAUUCCCGAAAAAACAGGUUUUCAGAACGAAAAUAAAAUUAUAGGUUACAGAUUGGUAAAUACAGUCAAAACCUGAUAUAGCGACAUUGAAGGGACCAUAUAAUUGCUGACGUUAUAUCUGAUAGUUGCUAUAAGGAGUACAUAUAUCCAAGUACAGUAGUUAUAUUAGUUGUGUAGUUAUAUUAUCAUAGGUAUCUAUCCAGUAUAGUUAUAAGUUAUGUAUGUGAACUUGUCAAAUGAAAUGUCAGAAAUGAAAUAUUUAUUAAGAAAUAAUUAGAAUACAAAAUGUACUUAGCUGCUUAUAGUACGAGUUCUAGAUUUUAAAGUUUUCAGUCAUAGCAUUUAGAGCCUCGGAAAUUGUUGUUGGAGGAAACCAUUCUUCAGUGUUACGAUUGUUACUUUCAGCUUCUGCAAGAAUUUCUUCUUCGGUAGCUAAGGCGCACACAGCGACACUGUCAUCUAUUCCAAUAAAUUCCUCUAUCUCUGUAGCAGUAGAUCUUUGCAACUGAGCAACCAAUUCAGCAAGUGGAACGUUGUCAUCUUCAUCUGUAGAUUGUAUCAUUCUCGCUUGCGGAAUAUCAUCGUCGUCCUCUGCUUGUGAUGGAGAGAGAUCUUUGAAACCUGCAUUGCGAAAGGAGUUGGCUAUAGUGGUCUGUGUGACCUUUUCCCAAACUUCCGAUAUCAUUAGAAUUGUAUCCAGAACAAAAGGCUUUUAGUAUCUUUGCUGUUUUCAAUAUUCUGUAUAAUUUGUAGCACUUGACUGGGACAAGAAGCGGUUGGUUGUUAUAGUCGAUGAAUAUCGAUAAAGUUUCGUUGUUGUAAGCGAUAUGUCGCUGUAUCCGAUGUUGUUAUAGGAGGUAUAUUUGCGGAAUAGUGUACUCGAGAUUCGAGCGGGCAUUUACAUCUGGCUGUAAUAACCGAUCGGUCGUUGUAAACGAUGUCGUUAUAAUCGGUUUCGACUGUAUAGUAGAUUUGAUAGAUAAUUAUUUAUGAACCUGUCAGACGAAACAUAAUUUUUUGGAGUUAUGAGGAACAUCCGUCUCAUAGACGGAUAUGGGAAUUUAGCUUCUUUUUUGUGAAUUUAUACACUUAUCUUACUUUUUUUGUUCAAAGGUCAUCAUCAAUAACAGAAACUCAUUAAUCUUAAAAUUAUUGAUUUAUUUAAAUAGAAUGUGACACAUAAUUGCUGACUAUCAGUCAAAAACAAUAGUUAUAAUAAAAUAACAACAAAUAUCACAAGGAAUUAAAACACAAAUAGGUAACAUGAGCAAUUCCUACCAGUCAAAUACAAGAAAAUCUUGUUAGGGUCCGGUGAAAAUCAGCGAAUAUCUUAUAUGAAGAGUAGGAUUAAACUGAGGCACAUACGAAACCCUUUAUUCGAUACCUAACGAGAUCUAGUACCAAAUCUGUAUACUAUAUCAGUUUGGCAGAUGGAUAUUCCGAUUGAAGGAUUUUUUAUUAAUAGUGAUAAUUAAUACUCAAUAAGUCCCAUAAAAUUGAGUUGGAUAUUUCUAGUGCUUCCAGAAUUCCGGAAAUGUCAAUUACGUAAUUACGCAACUUUUUUUUUCAAUUCCUUAAUGCGUAAUUUUUACUAUUUUUUUUUACUCGACUAUGAAUUUUCGUGAAUAUUGUAGAUAGAGUAUCUAUAAUUUUUAUAAUAGGGUCCUUGCAUACUUUUUUUAUACCUUAACUACGUUUAGUAUAUCGUUCUUAAUCACACUAUUUUUUAAUUUUUUUUUAAACGCUAAUUAGAUUUAAAAAAAUGAAUAAAUUUAAAUAAUUGCAUGGCGCGCCAAAACGCAUUUGUUGUCAUAUGACUGAUUGUGACGUAGAAAGUAAGUAAACAGACUUAAUAUUAUUGAACCAGAAAUGGUAUGCACAUUAUAUUUUCUACAUAGACAUUGUCAUACUCCACAUGAAUAAUGCUAAUUUUAUUAUUAAUUUCGAAUGAUGGAUCUGCAACCCAGAAUAAACUCAGUUUCUUAUUAAAUAAAUGCAUUUGCAGGCUUAUUUGUGCUUUACACUUAUUUGUUAUUAACCCAUCUUUUAUACAUAAAUUAUAUGUUUUUGCAUUGAGGGACAUUUUAUUCCUCUUCAUAUUGAUCAUUAAUAGCAUCUGGAGAUGCUCCUAAGUAGGGAUACUAGGGCGAUAGUAGUAAUCCUACAGGUUGUGAUUUAAUUUUCAUUUGUGCUUCAAUGAUCAGCAAUAUAUUUUUUUCAAAUGUUUUUUCUCUUUGAUUUGCUACAGUUUCCUUAUUUGUAAACUGCCCACAAUUUGUUCCAUUUACGUGCCUAUUGGUGUUUUACAACUUCAAAAAUGCAGGAUACCGUAAUACGUCAAUAACGAAGUUAGUGCCACAACUUGUAAUAACUUCGAUUACUUGUGGCAUUAACAAACUUCUCGACAGAUUUCUUCUCUCGUGUGUCUGUGCAUAUUCCUGGAAAGCAACUGCAGUGCUGCGUCCUUCUGAUAUAAAGCCCAUCAGAAGCUGGUGUGCAUCUAAUUUAUUACAGGAUGUAAUAUAUGGCAACUUAAAUUUUUCUCCUUGGCAGUAGAAACAAAAUCUCGGUUGCGUACUUUGUGCUCAGGACAUAUUCUACCCUUUACAAUACAGAAAGCACCUUCUCGUUUUAAUUGGACGUAUCCAUGGCAGCAUCCUCAUAGGUGCUUCGAUCACCACUGAAAGAUAAUAAUGUUUUGACAUCGAAAGCUUUAAUCAAAAUAUAACCUUAUGACAUUUUAAUAAAGUUCAAGCAAAUAAAGGUGAUAAAGACGUUACUAUAAGAAAGUCCAAUUAGUAUCUGUUUUUAACUCCACAUAUUUCAACCGAAGUUAAUAAUUGAUUAUUAGCAAAGAACAUAGCAACCAUGAAAGCAUCUACCUUAGAUAGAUUGUUCGAUCUUGCUUCGAUAUCCUAUUUCGGCCGAUAUUUCAAUUAGAAUAGUCUUGGAAACCCUUCCUAAAACAAAAAUCACACUAAACAUACAAUUACUUCCCCUCACAACAACAGAAUGGCGUUUGAAAGGCGACACGCGGCGACCACGUUUCAGUAUUUACUUAGUUUCUACGUCACAACCUAACCAAUAUUGACAUGUUUUCUGUCACGUGUUAUUAUUCAAAUUGUCAUCAAUUUAUAUUUGCGAUUUAUAAUAUUUUCAGUUAUAAUAAAAUACAGUUCAACCGAAAUUUAUAAAUAAGAAGUGAUAUAUAAAUUUUUAAAUAUGUUAAAUACAUCCAAAAGGCUUCAUUGGAGGCGCCCGAGUCAGCCUCCAAACUUUUUACAAUAUUUAUCAUGAACCGUUAACUAUAUAUUGCAAAAAGUUUGGAGCCUUAUAAUUGAAAAUAUAUGAAUUAUGCAAAAAAAGUUUCAAAUAAAAAAUAUGAAAAAAGUUAUUAUCAAACAAAAUGAUCUAGCAUCGUACAGUAAAUAUAGUAACUUGUCGUACGUACAAAUUACUAUAUUUGUCGUACGAUGCGCGAUUCACAAGAAUUCGAUAAAACGUGUUUUUCAUUAUGGCGGCUGACUCGGGCGCCCUAAAUGACGCCCACUUAGAUUUACAUUCAGAGGACACCCCUGAACAUAUUCCAAAAAAAGAAUCCGUUCUCUAGAACUUUGCAUUUGAACUUCUAUCUUUGCUCUGGUGCUUGGCCUAUAUAGUUGUUGCAGUAAACAGUGUGUUCAGUAAAAAACUCAAAAAUCUCUAAGUCCUUAAGGUGAACAUCAAAAGUAAAUUUUAAUAUUUGCAUAAUAAAUUACAGUGGAAUUGCAUUUGAUGCGUGUUUCAGAUAGUAUAGUCAUAAUAUAUUUUAUGAAACAGUUAAUAUAACAAUAUUUUCUUUAAUCUGGGUUUAUUGGUUAAGUAGUGAACUAUGUUGUAGUUUGUAGAAAAGGGAUUUUAUUGUGAUCUAGUUGAUUUAUUGUUUAAUAAAUUCAAAGUAUAAAUUUAAAAUGGGUAUAAAUAUAUUUUUAUAUGUAAAAAUAAAUGAUAUAUAU